Truncatella angustata is the source of this 1539-nucleotide messenger RNA. RefSeq lists its product as uncharacterized. NCBI's taxonomy places the organism in Eukaryota, Fungi, Ascomycota, Sordariomycetes, Amphisphaeriales, Sporocadaceae. The record is from RefSeq and is a predicted model, not a curated record. The transcript is spliced from 4 exons. The coding region runs from base 146 to 1486 and encodes 446 amino acids.
ACUCGGAGAAAUAUAUACCGUGUAUAUUAUAAACGCUGCCAUGUCCCCCCUUGCUAUUCCUAAGGCUCACAAAGUCGUAAGUAAAGCCUCUCCGCCGAGCGGCCCGCGCUUUUCUAUCUUUUGUCCAACAUAGGCCGCGGGCGCAAUGUGGCAGCUCCCCGCCGAGGCCACGGGCGUUGCCGUUGCCGUCCUUGUGUACUCGGCUAUCUGCUGGGUCUGCAACGGCCUGAUGCUAUGGCUCGCGUGGGUGCACAACGAGCGUCUGAGCUACGUGGCCUGUAUAUCCUAUUUCCCACUGCUGUCGACCACAUUCAGCAUCGUCCAGCAGCUUCAUGACUAUAUCUGGUGGGAAGAUGUCGCCGUCGCCGCCUGGGAGAACAGGGUAGCCAAUGUGGGAAACCCUGUCUUGGUAAUUUCCAACGGAUCUCCAGGGAUUGAUCUAGUUUUCUUCUAUAUUCAGUACUACUGUUACAUUGUCGAGGCGACCUUUGUUCUCUUCUGGGCUUUCUCCUUGAUGGCCUCGGUAUAUGGCUGGUCUUCGAGGCCCCGGUGGCGCAAGACUUUUGCUUGCAUCAAUAUUGUUGGCAAAAUUGUGUCGGUGAUUUUACCAUUGAUCACGAUCUGCCUGCUGCAAGUUAAGAUAAUUCAAAAGAAUUUUGUCGCUUUCCUUAUCAUAGCGGACUUCGAGUUUAUCGUGAGCUGUGGUGGAGGCGCCAUUUUUCUUCUCAUGAUCCUAGUGCAAUACGUUCGAUCAAGAACCCAGUUCCAGAUGUCGAGUUUCGGCUAUGGUUGCAGCUCUGCCAACACCGAUACCGACACCCGACGAAGCUACGUCUACCCGCGAUCGAGACGGCCUCGGGGUAUCUACGACAAGUGGCUAGUAGUCCGCUUUACUAUCGCGUUCGUCGCUCUCGCCAUCUUCGAGGCGGCCAUCUCGACGUUCCAAGUCAACGGACAGCAGAACAACACUGUUGAUUCCCUAUCGGACCGGCCAAACGCCAGCGCAAGCACAGCCAUCCGGUCAUCUCUACAAGACCUGCCAGGUGUCACGGCGUCACUGAUACCGUUCAUCGUCUUCGGCACGACGAGACCCUUCCGGCAGAAGAUCUGGGAGACGUUCGUUCCGCAGUGCCUGCGGAGAAGGCGGAGGUCUCUGAGAAGAAACACCCUUCCCUACACGAGCCGGUCGUCCGUACAGCCACAACGCCCGCUCACCGCGAUCCGGGUCUCCAAGGGCGUCGACAUCUCCUACAGCACAAACGAGCUGACGACGCCGACCCGGAGCUCGAGCAACUACGACAGGAUAUCUGAUGACGAAAAGAGAAUGUUACCGCCACCCCCGCCGCCCGCCAGCAUACCCGGGAGGGUGCCCGCGAGGGGUCCCUGGGAGGAUCGCUGGGAGCCGGACCGUAACGUGCAUGGUGUGCGCUGGGAGAUUUCGGCGGGCGGUCAGAAGAGCGGUGUUAGUGGUUUGCGGGGUAAAUAAUAACGAUGAUGAUAUUAAUGAUAAUGAUGAUGCGUAUACAACACAUAUGGCAU